Molecule: messenger RNA, 3404 nt
Organism: Electrophorus electricus (electric eel)
Lineage: Eukaryota; Metazoa; Chordata; Actinopteri; Gymnotiformes; Gymnotidae
Gene: trip10b
Product: thyroid hormone receptor interactor 10b
Biological process (GO): signal transduction
Molecular function (GO): protein binding
Source: RefSeq, a predicted model, not a curated record
UAAGGCUGUUAUUACAGUUAAAAUAUGUACAAUCUUUAACAUCCUUCUUCCGUGUCCAGUAAUAGUCUGCCAACAUAGAGGGGCUCCACUUUUGUUACUGAUCUUCCAUAGGACUACACUUAACGAUAUGAGUGUAAUCAGUUGUAAACUGUCUUAUUUAGUAAAGUAGACGGCUAAAAACACAAACCUUAAUUUUUAUAAACUUGAAACCUUUAUAAUCUUUAUAAUAUGUGUAGUUCAGGAAUGCAUGAGUUCAGUGCAGUGCUGCAUUUAUUUUGCUGCUGACUGUAGUUUAUAGCGGCGUAACUAGCUAAACAUUUUUUUUCUUAGAAUUUCAAUGAUAUCAAACCACACUUUUUUGUUUUAAAUGUAGCGUUUUGUUUUAAAUUAACCAUAAUUAUUUUUCAGUUACGAGGUCAAACGACGGGAAACACUACAACAGAGGGUUUGCUCGUCAUCCUGCUCACGCAUUCAACGUGAAAAGUAAAGUAGCUAAUACAUUUAAACUGGGCACGAAUCCAUUUGCAUGCUAAUACGCCACUGUUGCGUUCUGGCUUUUGCAUGCGAUUCCUUAUUUAGCCGGAAGAUGUCAGUGUAAUGGCGGUCACAUUUUUUUUAAAUCGGUCAUAAUCGGUUUUUGGACAUUUUUUAGGCAAUUCAGAACUUAUCCUGGGAAAAGUUUCAGUAGUGUGCAAUCAUCCGAAGCGUUCAGAUUUUGCGUGUGCGUUCUUUAGAAAUCCAGCGGGCGACGUUCCUUUAAGACACAGUCGUGCGUCUUUGGGGACUGGAUGAGUGAAUACCGCCCUUCCAAAGAGACAGCAAAAGAACCCACAAACCCGUAAGAGCUACGCGAAAAGGACAAUGUGCAGAACCAAUAAGCGUUACUAAACCGGGCCUUGCGGGGGGUUAUCGUGUUGUAUCAGUUUUCGGACAAUCGAGCUUCUUUCGGAAAUCACGGAGACAUGGAUUGGGGUAAAGCGCUUUGGGACCAACAUGACGUGAUGGAGAAACACACCCAGUCAGGACUAGAGCUGCUGGAACGCUACGUGAAGUUUGUCAAAGAGAGAACAGAGAUUGAACAGAACUAUGCCAAACAGCUCAGGUCACUCUCUAAAAAGUAUUCAAGACGGGGCAACAAAGAGGACCAAGAAAUAAAGUUCACCUAUCAGCAGGCCUUUCAGGAGGUGGUGAACGAGAUGAAUGAGUAUGCGAGUCAAAGGGAGCUUCUGUCGGAGAACCUGAGCAUCAACAUCUGUGUGGAGCUCACCAGAUAUCUCCAAGAGCUCAAACAAGAGCGCAAGAGUUAUCUGGCUGAUGUUAAGAAAGCCCAACAAAACCUUGAGUUGAACUUCAAACAUCUUGAGGCUUGUAAGAAGCGUUUUGAAAAGGAGUGGAAAGAAGCAGAAAAAGUCAAUCAGCAAGUAGAGAAAACUGAACAGGACCCUGGUUCAACCAAAGCUGAUGUAGACAAGGUCAGGAUGAUUGCCCACCAGCGCACACACACAGCUGACGAGUGUAAGAAUGAAUACGCCGCCCAGCUCCAGAAAUACAACAAGAUGCAGAAUAGCUUCUAUCACACUGAGACCCCUGCUAUAUUUAAUAAACUGCAGGACAUGGAUGAGCGGAGGAUCAGGAAGUUGGCGGAGGGAUACAGCCUCCUCGCAGACACAGAGAGGAAGAUCCUCCCCUCUCUGAGCAAGAGUCUUGACACCAUCACCGCAGCUAGCAACAAGACCAAUGAGAAACAGGACUCCAUGACGCUUAUGGAACAGCAUAAGUCUGGUGUAGCACCCCCAACUGAUGUUGAGUUUGAAGAUUACAGUCAAGGCAUUAAACCUGCAACCAUGGAGAACUCAGUACACAGGUCACCAAAAGUCCGGAUCAAACAAUUGUUCAAGAAGAACAAGAUGAAUACAACACUGGAGAAAAACACGCCCCUUCCAGUAGAAGAUUACUCUCACUUGCCAUUGGACCAGAAAAAGAAGCGUCUGAAGGAGAAGAUCGAUGACAUCGCCAAGGAGCUACAGAAGGAGAUGGACCAAAGUGAGGCGCUCAGUAAAAUGAAAGGGGUUUAUGAGAAGAAUUCUCAUCUGGGAGAUCCAGCCAGCCUGGAACCACAGAUCAACCAGACGACACACAAUAUCAACAGAUUGAAGGUGGAGCUGACCAGAUACAAGACAUGGCUGAAUGAAACUGGAGAUGUCAGUAUGCACAACAACCAGACCAGUGCAGCCAGUAUUUCCGUAUUUCCAAAGGGACAGAAUUUCUCCGAGCCUGAGCCUGCUGACAACAUCUACGAGUGUGAUUUUGAUGACUUUGAUGAAGAUGUGCCGAUUGGUCAGUGCCAGGCACUCUACAACUUUGACGGUUUCAGAAAGGGUGAGCUGAGCAUACAGUUGGGAGAGCAGCUGAGUAUAUUGGAUGAGGACCAUGGUGAUGGUUGGGUGCGCGUGCGAAAGAACUCUGGAGAUGAAGGAUAUGUACCUGCAUCCUACAUAAAAAUAUUCUAACUGCGGAUGAAGAAUACCUCCAGCCUACAUUAGAUACAUAAACCUUUGUCCUGGUUAAAGGAAAAAAUAAUCUAACUGCAGAUGAAGGAUACAUGCCUCCAGCCUACAUUAGAUGCGUACCUCCAGCCUACAUUAGAUGCGUAUCUCCAGGUAACAAUAGAUAUACAAACCUUUGUCCUGGUUAAUGGAAAAAAGUAAGACUUAUCCAGAGUUUACCAGUACAUCAGCAGAUGUCUCAGUGGUCCUCUCCCAGUACGCCAGCAGAGGACUCACUGGUCCUCUCCCAGUACACCAGCAGAGGACUCACUGGUCCUCUCCCAGUACACCAGCAGAGGACUCACUGGUCCUCUCCCAGUACACCAGCAGAGGACUCACUGGUCCUCUCCCAGUACACCAGCAGAGGCUUUUCAGCCUUACUGGGACUGCUAGGAGAAGCACGCUGGGCUUAUUCUGCAUGCUUGUUGAGUUUGAGUUGAGUUAAUUAUAAGUUAAUAACCCACUCCUUUGAUGGUUCUUUGUUGGUCAGUAGUGUUCAGUCCUGCGCCACUUCACUUUUGACCCUAUGUGGUGAGGCAUGGUCUUUAUGUUCUUUAAGGCUGAUGUUCUCUGUACAGCUCACACAUGGCUCAUGUUUACUAUGUCAUUGUACUGAUAUGUUGCUUUUUGUCGAGACCUUGCUUGGUGUUUUUCUUUUUCCUACUUUGUUCCUUGUUUCUUCAUGUGUGAUAUGUUUUGUUUUGAGUAUUUUUAAAAAUCACACCUUGGAGAAACGACACCAUUUUUUGUUUGUACAGUGCAAUGCUGUGCACUAUGCUUUUAGACUUUUAAUUACUUUUUCUGUUAUGUCAUUUGAAGGGUUUGCACCACUUCCAUAUACCAAUGAUUGUGAUGGGG